Messenger RNA from Cantharellus anzutake, 789 nucleotides. RefSeq lists its product as uncharacterized. The coding region runs from base 1 to 789 and encodes 262 amino acids. The transcript has 3 exons. Lineage: Eukaryota; Fungi; Basidiomycota; Agaricomycetes; Cantharellales; Hydnaceae. The record is from RefSeq and is a predicted model, not a curated record.
AUGUAUGCUGCUCAUACUCCGCGUCAGCGGCGCAAUGCGCCUAGAAGCCUUGUCCCAGAAUCCGCGCCCCACCCACCACUAGGAUCACAAGCUCCCCAGGGUCGGCCGAAAGGGAAGAUCUUCAAGGUGUCGCACCAUCGACGUCGCGGACCCAAGUCCCGUGAGGAAAUUAUGGCCGCUAUUUGCGGUGUACCCCAAUCCCAUACCAUAGUGCACCAAGUCCAACCACAACCCCAAUUCCACUCUGGACCGCUCAUUCCACCCAUUACCGCUCACAGCCCUGCACUACUAAUUUGUGCACCUGCCCUUGCGCCGGGCUGUGGGAUCACGAACCCCAACUUGCCCAGGCUCCCACCAUACCCUCAACAACGGGACACCCCAAUGGAGCCAACAGGGGGAAGUGCUUGGAGUAGGCCCAUGGUCGCUCACACCAUCCAUAGCGGAUGGUCCCCGCCAAUGGAACAUCGUGGAGACUAUGUGUAUUGGCCGACACGACAACGAGGCCCUCCAGAAUUGCCACCCAAUGUUGUUGGAGUUGGAGGUAUGCCGGAUCACGCUCAUCACCAACCUGAUGAUGAGCCAGUCCCGACCGUCCGCGGUCGACCACACAACAAAUAUGGCGCCAUUGGCACACCCAUCCCCAAGAGAGGUUACUAUCGCAUAUAUCUUAUUGAUCUUGUUGUCCCUGUGUCAGCUGCCACCGGUGACGGCGGUUUUCGUGAGCACGAACUAAGGUUUUGGCUUGUCUGGCUUAUCGCCGUCUCGCUUUCGGCAUCCAUACGUCAGUGA